AUGCAAGAAAAUCAAUGUCAUCCACAAAACUCUGAACUGAAAAAAGAGAAAUUUCCAAAUACAUUAUGGAACUAUUGGUCAUCUGUAUCGCUAUUUGUUCGAGGUUUAAUCAUAGGUACUAUAAUGGGUAUUUUGAUCUUAAUUAUAAUUAUUCCAAUUUGCGUAACGUUAAUCAAUAAAAGAAUAACAACGCAAGAAUUAAAUGAUACAACAAUGAGUGAAGUAUAUUGGUCAUUUGAUGGUAUAACAAAAGAUCUUUAUAAUGUUUAUAAUGGAAUAUUAGUAAAUAAUCCAUCAUAUACUCCAAUAUUAUCAAAUCAAUCAUAUAUAGGACAAGGUCGAGGACUUAGUUUAUUAUCAUCAUUAAAUCAAUAUUUUCUUGUAUCAACACCAUUUCUUAAUUUGUAUUCAACAAGUUUUACAAUUGAAUUAUGGAUUUAUCCAAUUAUAAAUAAUACUGAAGAUUAUGGUAUAUUUAGUCAAUGUCAAUGUUCAACAUGUACAAAUCAAUGUUUUUAUUUAACUAUUCGAUCAUUUCAUUUUAAUACAUGGUAUCAUAUUGCAUUUAUUUAUAAUUAUAAUAUAGACGAACAAAUAUUAUAUAUUAAUAGAAUACAAGAUAAUAUUAAAUUAAAUACGAAUUCUUAUCAAAUUACAAAUGGAAUUAUUGAAAUAGGUGCAUCGAAAAUUGGUUUAAUAAAAAAUUCUUUUAAUGGUUAUAUUGAUAAUUCAUAUUGUUCAUUUGAUUUACUAUAUCCAAAUAAUGAUAAUGGUCCAAAUGGAUUAAAUGGUACAUUAUUUAAUACAGAAUUAGUUGAUGGACGUAUUAAUCAAGCAAUAAAUUUUACUGGUCAAACAUCUUAUUUUCAAGCAUAUGGUUUUUAUCAAAUUGGUUAUGGAGUUAUUCAAAGUAAACCAUUUUCUGUUUCUCUUUGGAUAAAGCCACCAGUAUAUAUUCCAUGUAGUAUUGUUCAAAUGGCAUCAACUUCAAGAAGUCGAUAUUGUCAAAAUUUAAUUGGAUUUUUACCAACUGAAAAUUCGACAUCACAAAUUAUUAUCGAAGGUAGUAAUUAUACAUCAAUAUUGGGUCCAAAAGUUAUUUUAAAUACAUGGACACAUAUUUCACUGACUUAUAGUAUAAUAAAUGGACUUCGGUUAUGUAUUGAUGGAAUUUAUUUUGAUAGUACUGGUAGUUUUCCAUUUGAAGCUUCUGGUUCAAUAAUAUAUUUGCAAAUAGGAUUUAGUCGUUGGUGCAUAUCUUAUAGCAUUCCAAAUGCUGGUUAUCGAGGUUUAGUCGAUGAAGUAUAUGUGCACAGUCGAGAAUUAACUCAAAGUGAAAUUAAUAUUUUAGCAAAUCCAUAA
This is a messenger RNA of Rotaria sp. Silwood1, 1362 nucleotides long. Lineage: Eukaryota; Metazoa; Rotifera; Eurotatoria; Philodinida; Philodinidae. The record is from the annotation of a GenBank genome assembly.